Molecule: messenger RNA, 547 nt
Organism: Lolium rigidum
Lineage: Eukaryota; Viridiplantae; Streptophyta; Magnoliopsida; Poales; Poaceae
Exons: 3
Coding region: 1-264 (87 amino acids)
Source: RefSeq, a predicted model, not a curated record
AUGGCGUCGCGGCUCCGCUCCAUCUCCCGCCCCGUCGCAGCCGCCUUCCUACGCCCCGCGGCCGCCCGGAGCCCGGCCGCCGCUCUCCCCCGCUCCCUCGCUUCAGUCCCCAGGCCUUCUUCUUCCCUGGGGCGGCAGAUCGCGCUGGCGCGGUCCCUGCAGCCUCUGCACAGCGCAAUCUCGGCGGCGAGGCUGACGUCGCGGCUGGGGGCGGAGGUGGCCCGGGCCGUGUCGCAGGAGACCGGUCUCAGUGUGCCUCGAUAAUGAAAGAAACCGCUCUGGGAUAGAUGCAGCGGAUAAUGAAGUAUUUUGCUCCCUCCAAUAAUGGGUUUUGUUUUUUGGCUAGUUCUUCAGGGAAUUAGUAUGCUAUGUACUAAUGACCUUAUGUCAUAUACACGGAAGCAAUUACUUUGUGCAUUUCAGUCAAGCUUGAUCCUUGACUGAACGAGUUGUAUUUUGUUAACAGUCUGAUUAUUGGACGAAAUGUCCUCUAGUUCGUCCUUUUGUUUGAGGAUCACCUUAUCUUACUAUACUCAACAUUAGUGUA